AGUACUAGUACCAGUCCCUGUUCGGAAACGAGCUCCUCGCGAGGGAGUGCCGCUGGAAAUGCACAACCCAAAGAGCUACGCCAAGGCGAACGCGCUGCAGCGACGCGACGCGAAAUUCGCGCUGGCCAUGUGGAAGCCCCUGUGCUGGGAUGUCCCCGGGGAUGUCCUCGACCUCGGAUGCGGGCCGGGUGAUGUCACCGUCGAUCUUCUGCGACCGAGUGUUCCCAGUCUGUCCUUGCUCUUCCGGAUGGAAUCAGAUGUGCUACAAGACGAGUUGAAAGCUGGAGAAUAUGCCACUAGACCCAAGGCGGGGAAGGCCGAACUCCGCAAUGAAAGCCUCUUGAUGGAGUUUCACAAUGCCCUCCCAUUCCUCCCCCAUAGCGAGAGGAAGAUCGUGGGUGUGGACCAGGCGAGAGAGAUGGUGGCCUAUGCCAAUGACAGAUGGGGAAAGGAGGCUCGUCAGGAGCUCAACGUGGACUUCCUUCACAUUCCGGCCCUGGCAGGGCCUCCGGAUGAGGACCUCGAUGACCUCGAAAACCUGGAAAGACCGGAACCUUUUCCCUGCUACUUUGCCAAGGCUUUCAGCUUCUUUGCCCUUCACUGGGCUCCUGACAUCCCAUCGCUGUUAAGAACGCUGAAGAUAGUGCGAAGAAGCUUGGUGGGAGGAGGAGAAGCGAAGCUGGUUCUUCUGGCCCAUUGCCCAGUCUUCUCUGUGUACAAGGACCUCUCUUCCACGCUCCAGGGUUGGGAGAAGUUCAUAGGUCCGUACCACGACUCACCGGACCCGGAGGAAGAAUUUCGAGGCCAUCUGUUAGAGGCGGGGUUCCUGGACCCUCAAGUCGAGCUCAUUAAUCGUCACAUCACCUACCCCAACAUUCUCUUCCUUUCGAAGGCCAUGGAGGCAGUGAACCCAUUCCUAGACCUGAGCGAGGGUCCUUGUUCCAAGGAGAUUCUGGAUAUGUGCGUGGAUGAGAUCCAGAAAUACACCGUGAAAAGGAGUGACGGCUCCCUCUCGGGCGAAUACACCCUGCUCAUUGCCACGGCGUCUGCUCCACAUCACAAUGGAGGGCGGUAAUGAAAGAUGAAAACACUCAGGACGUCUUCGAAAGGGCAGAGGCUGGGGAUAUGGCGGAUGGAUCAUCAGAGAGUCUUAUCUGUGAUGCUUCACGUGUUCAUGCUUGUUUGUUUCUUUUUUUUUUACGAGACGUCAAACAUAGAUUCAAGCUUGAAAUGAAUACACCAGAACGUGC
This is a messenger RNA of Darwinula stevensoni, 1250 nucleotides long. The record is from the annotation of a GenBank genome assembly. NCBI's taxonomy places the organism in Eukaryota, Metazoa, Arthropoda, Ostracoda, Podocopida, Darwinulidae.